CUGAACAGUUCCCGACAUGGUCAGAGGUGGCAGCAGAGAGCCCUUUGUCGGAUUGUAAAGAAAUAGGAGACUUCCUCCAGGUCGUACAGCAGCUGAUACUGGGAGUCUUGAGUAUCUGAAAAAGAGCAUUUCAGAAUAUAAACGAUGGAUGUUUCUUCAAGAAAUUCUGAUGGAGAAGAAGAGACUUUAACUAGUUCAGAAUCCUCUGGUAAAGAUACUUCAGGCACUGCAAGUUCAUAUAUCUUUUUUCUCGUAAUAUGGAUACUAUUCAGCAUAGCCAUGAUUGUUAUAGGGUCUUUGUACAUCCAUGAGUGUUCAACAGAGCCCAAAAUUCCCAUCUAUCUGAUCGUGGCUGGUACCAGUUAUUUAUUUGGAAUUGUGCUGUUUAUACUGAAACUGGUUGCUCUGAAACUAACAUUUGGCCUAGAAGUGCUUCUGUGCCUCUUUUCAUUCUGUUGGUUUACUGCAGGAAGCAUCUGGGUGUUUACUAUCUAUCAAGAGGAUUCCAGAGACUGCAAUGAAAUUGUCUUUGAUUUUGCCUUUGGGGCCCUAAUAUUUCAAUAUAUCUUUCUAGCCUUUAUAUCAGUAAUUGUCUGCCUGUGCUCAUGUUGUGUAGGUUUCCUGGCUGCAAAAGUUGCAAUUCAAAUUGAUGUGGAAAAGGCACCUCUUACCCCGGAGCAGUUUUGAAAUACAAUAAAUAAAAUAAAUGUAUGCGUAUGGAAUAUAAUUACAAAAAAAGAAAAAGAAAAUUCUAAUAAGAAAGAGAAUGUUUUUGUACAAAAUAAGUUUACUGA
Hyla sarda is the source of this 794-nucleotide messenger RNA. Its product is annotated as transmembrane protein 272-like. NCBI's taxonomy places the organism in Eukaryota, Metazoa, Chordata, Amphibia, Anura, Hylidae. The coding region runs from base 145 to 687 and encodes 180 amino acids. The transcript has 7 exons. The record is from RefSeq and is a predicted model, not a curated record.